Molecule: messenger RNA, 1552 nt
Organism: Mycotypha africana
Lineage: Eukaryota; Fungi; Mucoromycota; Mucoromycetes; Mucorales; Mycotyphaceae
Exons: 3
Coding region: 61-1065 (334 amino acids)
Biological process (GO): regulation of transcription by RNA polymerase II
Molecular function (GO): RNA polymerase II cis-regulatory region sequence-specific DNA binding; DNA-binding transcription factor activity, RNA polymerase II-specific
Source: RefSeq, a predicted model, not a curated record
UAUUAUUCCACUUCAUAUAUCUCUCUAUAAUUAAAACAUCAAGCCCGAUUGAACUCAUAUAUGAUGACCGAAACAACUUACAUUAACACUAGUAGGAAACAUUUUCCUCGUUCCUUCCGUCCAUUAAUUCUCUUUCAUGAUGGUCCUUCGGAAACAUUACUGACACAGCUCCAUGCCAAUGCAAGUUAUGAUCGUAUGGCCAUAGAUCAUCAUAAACAGAAAACAAACGUUAUGCUUCAACAUAACGCACAUUACUUUAGCAAAUCGAGCUUCAGCGAUUCUGAAAUGGUAGACACCAACAACAUCGAAGUCUCACCCAGUACGAGUACAACAUCAAAUAUUAGUACUUCUUCUUCAAGUUCCAGCACUUCGUACGAAGAUAGCUUUAGAACAACCAUGGAGGUCUGUAGCCCAUUACAACAUAAUAAGGCUGAUUAUGUUUUCAAUAAAUAUGGCUGCAUUUCUUCUGCAAACGAAAUGCAAAUUACUGGUAUACCAAGCCUUCACUCAGUUAUCACACAUGCACAGCCAUCUCCUACUCUCAGUCAGAUGAUGCAUCGAACAGCAAGUUCAACGGCCCAGUCAAGCCACACAGCGACAAUAACACUCAACAUCAAAAAAAGACGCAGAGGAAACCUUCCCAAAGAAGUGACAGAAUUUCUACGUGAAUGGCUAAUUCAGCACAAGAGGCAUCCUUAUCCUGCUGAAAAGGAAAAGGCCGAUCUGGCUCGACGUACAGGGCUUACUGUUAACCAAAUAAGUAACUGGUUCAUUAACGCAAGACGUAGAAUUCUGCAGCCCAUGUUGGAAUCUGAGCAUAUUAACGCACAAUUGUCUUCACCUUAUGCCUACACUGUUGGGUUUGGAGUGGGUAGUGAUCUAAGCACCGUCCACCACAAUAAUGCCAACAUGAGCAACCACUCUAAUACUAAUGGUAUUAAUGCUUCUUAUGCACUUUACCUUCAAAAACAUAAGCAGCGUCGUAAUGAAUUUUAUACAUACAAUACAUCGUUCCCAUUUUCAACAGGUAAUAUAAGCUGCUCAUGUACUAUGUCUCUUGCCUAAGGUAGCUAAUUGUAUCUAACACUAUCGCCACUUUAUAAUUACAGUUAUGGAGAAAGAAAAAACCCCAUCAAAGCCCUAUUCUGACUCGAUCUGUAAUCGAGAUACGUACUAUCAGCACAGUCAGCAAGUCUCUUUACCUUGACAAGAUCCUACGUCUAGAUCGUAUAUGCCUGUCUCCCUCACUUCUUUUAUACCUCACUAUGAUAUGUACAGUUUUUUUUUUCUUUUUUUGGCUUUUAUUUCAAGUAUUUUAUGCUACUGUCACUGUUUGUAUUCUCUCUUUUACAAUUUUGGUUUUUUUGCUUAAAUUCAUUGUUUUUUCAACGCAUAUUACUGCUGCUAUUUUAAACUAAUUAUUCGUUAUUACCGCUCAGUCAUCGUUUUUGCCUCUCCUUUUUAUACCAACGCUUCGUAUGCAUUCCUCUCCAAUAAACCUUGAGAAACAUUUUACUUAGUAUAGCAAGUUGUGCUAUAUUUUGGAACAAAG